Molecule: messenger RNA, 594 nt
Organism: Ananas comosus (pineapple)
Lineage: Eukaryota; Viridiplantae; Streptophyta; Magnoliopsida; Poales; Bromeliaceae
Exons: 1
Coding region: 55-432 (125 amino acids)
Source: RefSeq, a predicted model, not a curated record
AACUCCCCCCCCGAACCACGCGAUCGCUAAGGUCACAGCAACGGCACCGCGAAAAUGGAAUCCGUUUCCCGUUCCGCCAUCGCGUUUCCCGUUCCCCUCCCUCCCCGGCGCGGGGGCGCCGCGGCGGCGCCCAUCGGACGGCUGAGAUCGCGUCAGAAGCCGCGGGUUACGGGCAUCCGCAGCGCCAACCCGGCGCAGCGCGAACCGGAUCGGGUGCGGCGCGAACCGGACUCGGGUGCGGAUCCGAUAACGGAGGGGGAGGAGGAGGAGGAGGUGGAGCAGGAGUUGGCGGAGAAGUUGGAGGGGUUGGAGGAGGAGGUGAUGGCGGGAACGGACGAGGGGCGAGAGCCGACCGAUUACGAUCGGAGGGCCCACAUCUUCUCUGAGAGCUCGCGCGUGUUCCGCGCUCUCAAGGAGCGCAGUGCUAAUUAAUAGUCCUAGUUAAGAAGAAUUAUUAUGUACCCAAAAGAAAAUAAGCUUUCUCAGCAUUUAUUUACCCUUUCUAGCUAGUUUGUAUGUUGGUAGAAACCAUCUUGUUCACAAUAGAUCGAAAACUAUUUUGUUCUUAAUAAGAGUCUCUUUGGUUCUGUUGAA